AUGUAUAGAAAUUUUGGUUAAUCCUAUCAAGCUAUGAAUAUUAUUCAUGAAGAAAAUGGUAAUUAAUUAUGGUUAGGUGAUUACACUGCUGCUUAAGAUAAACUUACACUUGAUAAAAAAGGAAUUAGAACUGUCUUAACAGUUGCAUCUUAACUUAAUAUCAAAUAUAAUGAUUAGAAUAUCAAUCAUAAAGUAUUUUAUAUUCAAUAUAUUAGACAUAUUCAAUACUUGAUUCAGAAUAAGCAAAUGUGGCUUAAUUUUUUGAUGACUCUUUUUAUCUUAUCAAAAAUGGAUUGAAAUCUGGAUCUGUUCUAGUACAUUGUGCAGCUGGAGUUUCUAGAUCAGCAUCAAUUGUUAUAGCAUAUCUAAUGAGAAAUAAAGAUUUAACAUAUUCUGAAGCUUUCUCUUAUGUUAAGAGUAAAAGAUUUGUCAUUUGUCCAAAUAGUGGUUUUUAACGAUAAUUGAAAAAUUUUGAGAAAUUAUUAAAACAACCGAAAGAUAAUCUAAAAUUAUCUGCCUAAUUAGACUCAGAAGAUAAUCAAAAUUGUAUUAUUCAAAAAAUCCCUGGUACUCAAAUUGAUAUAAAAAAAUCUGAACCCCCUAUUAAAAUUGCAAACGAAAAAAAAUCUGAUAAUCUUGUUCAAAAUGAACUCACAUAAACUAUUAGAAAUAAUGAUUUAUUCGCUAAUAAAAAUGAUUAGAAAUUAGAAACCAAAUCCAAUUUUAAAGUAUAAAAUAAUUAUAGAAAUUGUAUGCUCACUUCCAAAUUUAAUAAUACAAAGACAAAUAUCCAAUAACAUAAGAUCAAUUUAUAAAAUAUGCAAACAUCCUAUAAUUCAUCUUAUGCUGGCCCAUAAAUUGUUACACAUGCUUAAAAUAAGUUAUUUGAUAAAUAACCUUUAUCUAUUCUUCCUGGCAUUUCAGCUAAGUCUAAUUUGAUUAAUUAUACUAUGAAUAAUAGAAGAAACUUAUGA
Molecule: messenger RNA, 974 nt
Organism: Paramecium sonneborni
Lineage: Eukaryota; Ciliophora; Oligohymenophorea; Peniculida; Parameciidae
Source: the annotation of a GenBank genome assembly